UUUUAUAUGCUUAAGUAGACAGGUGCCCAGUCUGUGACGUUUACGACUGAUAUUUGUUUACAUUAAUUCGCGUAAAUGUGAUAUGUUUAGAUAGGUACUGCAAGAACUUAGCAGUAUCUCCUUGACAAACAGACAUCGUGACAUUUCAAAUCAUUUACGCGUGGACAAUCUCUACUCUGGAGAGAUGAUGGCAACUCAAAUCACGUGGCCUAUACUUCCGUGUCUAUAUUUAGCUGUCUCUCAGGAAGGACACGUUGAGAAUGUGAAACUGGACAUGUCGGAUCCAAAUGAAUAUUUUUGACUCACUUUUGAGGAUUUUAGUACAUGUCUGUGAUUUGUCAACAGCAUACAUCUAGAAAUGGCGUCAUAUCUUAGAAAGGCGAAUAUAGUAGAGGGAAUAGGAAAUGAAGUGCUCUAUGGUCUUGGAGCAUUCCUGGGAAUACUGGUGCCAUUGGUAGCAUUUGUGUUGAAAAGGCAGCAAAAUUAUAAUCAGACCAUUCACCCGGAGAGUGCAGCUAAUGUGGAAUCGACACGAACACGGCUCCGCAACGAGGCUGGCACUGCAGACCGUCCAUCGAGGGCCAGACGAGACAAUAACGGACAACUCACAUGUCCCAUCUGCUUGGCUGAUGCUGCUUUUGCAAUUGAAACAAAUUGUGGCCAUGUUUUCUGUGGCCACUGUGUCAUCACAUACUGGCAACAUGGUCAGUGGCUUGGAGCUGUCCGCUGCCCAGUGUGCAGACAACAAAUUACUCUUCUCCUGCGUAACUUCACUGAGGUAGAAAACAACGAGGACAGUACAGAACGGAGAGUUAUUUUAGACCAGAUUAGUAACUACAACCGGAGAUUCUCCGGAGAACCCAGGCCAAUCACCGACUACAUCCGAGACCUGCCUGUUUUACUGCGACACGCGUAUACAGAGUUCUUCUCAGUAGGGGGUCUCAUCUGGAUGUUCCGACUCCGCGUGAUAGUGUGUUUCUUUGCAGCCUUGUUAUAUUUCAUCUCUCCAUUAGACAUCAUUCCGGAAGCUGUGUUCGGACUGCUAGGAUUCCUUGACGACCUGUUCAUCAUCCUUCUCCUGGCGAUAUAUAUUACUAUAAUAUACAGACAAGUUGUCCAGGCAAGGGCACAGAGGGCCGUCCCAACGGCACCACCUCCUGACGGGCAGACACUCGGUCAAAGUUGAAGUGGAGUUUUGUGAAUGAUUUUGAAAGUGAAUACUGCUUUGUUCUGAAGAUUUCUCCUGUGUGUCAUCUCAGUGGUAAAAACAGCUAAGCUAUGUUUGUUUUAUGACGGUUUUUCAAGGUUUGAGCAUUUUUCGGUCCAUGAAAGUAUUAGGAGAAAAUAUGAACUUUCUUUAUCAAUAUUUAUUGCUCUGUUAGAGCUGUACUUGUCAGAAGAUGCUGAUGUACAUCUAGUCUAGGUCUGUUGUACGCAGUGCAAAUGGCAAAAGACAGUUGAUGUGGAAAGUGUCAAUGCAGCUCAGGGAAGCAGUAUUUCGACAUCUGAAUGUAGAAUAUAACCAGACUUCAGACAAGACACCCUUGGACAUCACUCACUCACUCACCACCUUUAUUGCACCACCGCUCAGAUUAUGAUCGACUGAAUCAAGGAUUGUUUGGUCACAAUGGCUGCAGUGAAUGAAUAUAUGUAGUUCCUAGAGGUUCCUGGAAGACCAACUUUCACACCUGGCUGUGUUGUUUAAAUGUUACUUAUGCAUGCACCCUUUACGAUCGAGGUUAGAAUUCGUCGUCAGCAACCCAUGUUUGUCAUGAUAGGUGAGUUACCGGAUCAGGUUGUUUGGCUCGAUGACUUGGUUGAUGCAUGUCAUAUCAGAGUUGCAUAGAUGGUGCUCAUGAUGUCAAUCACUGGGUUUUCUGGUCCAGACCGCCUUCAUAUGGCUGGAAAAUUGCUGAGUGUGGCGUUAAACAGCGACCAAACAGCUGGUUCGUGCUUACAUUAUUGACUGUUGGUUCAUCAUGUCAGAUUCACUAUAUGACCCGUGAAGAUCCGGGUUAGAAUUGAUCUUUAGUAACCCCUGCUUGUUGUGAGAGACGACUAACGAGAUGGGGUGGGCAGGCUCGCUGACUUGGUUGACACAUGUCAU
Molecule: messenger RNA, 2107 nt
Organism: Haliotis rubra (blacklip abalone)
Lineage: Eukaryota; Metazoa; Mollusca; Gastropoda; Lepetellida; Haliotidae
Product: E3 ubiquitin-protein ligase RNF170-like
Exons: 6
Coding region: 359-1186 (275 amino acids)
Molecular function (GO): ubiquitin protein ligase activity
Source: RefSeq, a predicted model, not a curated record